AUAAUUAACCACUUCAAACCUUUAUUUUUUAAUAUCAAACAGUUCUUCUCGCACCAUGCUUUUCAAAGUUUACCUCUUCAUGCUCACCCUGCUAGCGGCCGACCUAGUGACUGCUCGUGUGUGUUUGGGAAACGCGAUUCAAUGCUACUAUCCAACCGGGCGUUGCGCUAGGACCUGCGUAGCGAUCGACUGCGUAUGCCCCGACGCUAGGCCGGGCCUAGGCGGACAGCUGACAAGAUCAAAAUGUAUCGAUAUCGUCAAGGCUUUGGGUCGCCACCAGUGCUAGGUCCUUAGGAUUUCUAAAGAAAAUUGGUGACGACUACUGUUAUAAGUGAAGGACUUGGGGGUAGAUGACGUCGCAAGGGUGGGCACAAGUCACGUCUUGUCAUGUUGGAUCAUUGGACAAAAAGAAAGGAAGUAGGCUUCGUAGUCCAAGUAAUCUGAGCAUUUGCGGGGAUAGGUACGACUUUUCCAUCCCCUCAUGUUACGUACGCAACGAAAAGCCGACACAGUCGUCUCCUUCCC
This is a messenger RNA of Colletotrichum navitas, 525 nucleotides long. RefSeq lists its product as uncharacterized. The transcript is spliced from 2 exons. The coding region runs from base 56 to 286 and encodes 76 amino acids. The record is from RefSeq and is a predicted model, not a curated record. NCBI's taxonomy places the organism in Eukaryota, Fungi, Ascomycota, Sordariomycetes, Glomerellales, Glomerellaceae.